This is a messenger RNA of Hyla sarda, 2261 nucleotides long. It is a transcript of the gene NLN, whose product is annotated as neurolysin. The record is from RefSeq and is a predicted model, not a curated record. Gene Ontology annotation, cellular component: mitochondrial intermembrane space. Gene Ontology annotation, molecular function: metalloendopeptidase activity. Gene Ontology annotation, biological process: peptide metabolic process; proteolysis. NCBI's taxonomy places the organism in Eukaryota, Metazoa, Chordata, Amphibia, Anura, Hylidae. Bases 143 to 2248 code for a protein of 701 amino acids. The transcript has 13 exons.
UGUAUAGAUCUCGCUCCUGCACUCAUGCUGCAUAUAUUGUUUGCGCUGGUUACUAGGGAGACUUGCCCAUAAGAAACAUGUCUGCCGUCCAGUCCUUGACAUGUGGUUGGUAGCCAUGGCUGGGAGUGCACGGUGACUGGUCAUGUAUGCGGCACGGCUGUGUGUCUCCAUCCUCUGCAGGUUACAGAGCAGGAGAUUUCUAUUUAAAAUGACGUUGGGCUCCGAACUUCCCAAAUCCAUGAGAAUGGCUUCCAAUAUGGUGGCCAAUAAGAAUCUUCUGCGCUGGGACCUGUCACCGGAGGAUAUUCACACCAGGACAGAAGAACUCAUAACAAGGACUAAGAGUGUAUAUGAUGCAGUAGCUGCGCUGGAGGUGGAGAAAGUCAAUUACGAAAACACUGUCAAAGUUUUAGCUGACCUUGAACUAGAAUAUGCAGUGGAGCGAAGCAUGUUGGAUUUUCCCCAGCAUGUAUCGCCUAGCAGAGAGGUGCGGAUUGCCAGCACACAAGCUGAUAAAAGGCUGUCCGAUUUUGAUGUUGAAAUGAAUAUGAGGGAAGACAUAUUUAGACACAUUCUCCAUUUACAUAAAACACAGGACCUGGAAAAGCUUCAUCCAGAAGUUAGACGAUAUUUGGAAAAGUCAGUUCAGCUUGGAAGACGCAACGGACUCCAUCUUCCCCUUGAAGUACAGACUGAAAUAAAAGGCAUGAAAAAAAAGAUCAGCGAGCUUAGUAUUGAUUUCAACAAAAAUCUCACAGAGGACAACACCUGUCUCACCUUUACAAAAGCAGAGCUUGAAGGUCUUCCUACUGACUUCAUUGACGGUCUAGAAAAAACAACCGACAACAGUUAUAAAGUAACUCUCCAGUAUCCACAUUACUUUCCUGUUAUUAAAAAAUGUUCUGUACCAGAAACCAGGAGGAAGCUGGAAGCGGCUUUCAAUAGUCGAUGUAAAGAAGAAAACACUAAAAUACUUGAAGAAUUGAUUACACUCCGGGCUAAACUGACAGAACUUCUGGGAUACCGGACACAUGCAGAUUUUGUACUUGAAUUAAACACAGCUAAGAACACAGACAAUGUAUCUACCUUUCUUGAUAAUCUGAAGAUGAAGGUAAAGCCUUUAGGUGAAGAAGAAAAGUCACUUGCAUUGGAAAUGAAACGUGAAGAAUGUGAAGAAGGAGCUGUGGAGUUUGAUGGUAAAAUCAAUGCUUGGGACUUGCACUACUACCUCACCCGCAUUGUGGAGACAAAAUACUCUGUAGACCAGGAUAAGCUGCAGGAGUAUUUCCCUAUGGAGACGGUCACAAAAAAUCUGCUCGCCAUUUACCAGGAGCUGCUCGGUCUUCGAUUCGAACGUGUGGAGAAUCCUGAUGUAUGGCAUGAAUGUGUGAGUCUCUACACUGUGUAUGACGGUGCAACAGGAGACCUGCUGGGCCAGUUCUAUCUGGACUUGUACCCAAGGGAAGGGAAGUAUGGACACGCUGCAUGUUUUGGUCUACAGCCCGGCUGUCUACUCCCUGAUGGAAGCAAGAUGAUGUCUGCAGCAGCAAUGGUGGCCAACUUCAGCAAGCCUUCCAGUACUCGGCCCUCACUGCUCAGACAUGAUGAGGUGAAGACUUACUUCCAUGAGUUUGGUCAUGUCAUGCACCAGAUCUGUGCUCAGACAAAGUUUGCUCGAUUUAGCGGGACAAAUGUUGAAACGGAUUUUGUCGAGGUGCCAUCACAGAUGUUGGAGAACUGGGUUUGGGAGAAAGAGGCCCUACAGAGAAUGUCGUCACAUUAUGCAGAUGGAAGUCCAAUCCCAGAUGAGCUGCUGGACAAAUUAAUACAAUCCAGACUGGCCAACACAGGUCUUCUGACUCUUCGUCAGAUUGUCCUCAGUAAACUAGACCAGUCCUUGCACACAAAGUCAUCUGCGAUCACAGCCAGCGAAUAUGCCAAAUAUUCUGAGGAGAUUCUGGGGAUAUCGGCUACACCAGGUACCAACAUGCCAGCUACUUUUGGUCACCUGGCUGGCGGAUAUGAUGGCCAGUAUUACGGCUACCUGUGGAGUGAGGUCUUCUCCAUGGAUAUCUUUUAUAGUUGCUUUAAACAGAAAGGAAUAAUGAAUCCAGAGGUUGGAUUGAAGUACAGAAACCUUAUCCUAAAACCCGGAGGUUCGGUAGAUGGCAUGGACUUGCUGCGAGAAUUCCUGGGUCGUGAGCCAAACCAAAAAGCUUUUCUCUUGAGUAAAGGGCUAAGCCCAUAAAAUAGAUGUAAAA